UUUUCACAUCCCUAAUCCAUAAUUUUGUAAUUGGAAUUACGGGCUGCGCAACUAGCGACACAAUCCCACAAUGGAUUCCUCCACCAGUCUGGCGGACAAGUUGGCGUCCAAAGCAGCUAGCAGCAACUCACUAGACAGCAGCUCCAAGUCCAGUUCUCUGGGCUCCAAGCACGGUAGCGGGGAGAACGGUGCUCUGCGGGACACGCCCUUCGGUUACCUGGACGGCGAGGAGGACCAAGACCAGAAGAACGACGUGACCUACGUGUGUCCCUACCGCGGGCCCGUGUUCGGGGCUCUUACCAUUACUAACUACCGUCUUUACUUCCGGUCGCUUCCUCUGCGGGAUCAGGAGCCACCAGUGGUCGUCGACGUGCCACUCGGCGUUAUUGCUCGCGUGGAGAAGAUAGGCGGUGCCACGUCGCGGGGCGAAAACUCCUAUGGCAUCGAAAUCUUCUGCAAGGACAUGCGUAACCUGCGCUUCGCCCACAAGCAGCAGAAUCACUCGCGCAGGACGGUGUUCGAGAAACUGCAGGCCAACGCUUUUCCACUCUCGUACAGUGGACGCCUCUUUGCCUUCGCCCAUGCGGCGGCAAACUCGGUUAACGGAAACGGCGGAUGGGACGGAUGGAUGGUGUAUGAACCGCUGGCAGAGCUACGGCGAUUGGGCGUUCCCAACGACAUGUGGCGGGCUACCAAGCUGAACGAGUCUUAUGCCAUUUGCGACAGCUAUCCGGCCGUGUGGGCUGUCCCUAAGGCGGCUUCCGAUGAUUUUCUGAGGCGAGUGGCAACAUUCCGCUCUCGUUGCCGCCUGCCGGUGCUGUCCUGGAUGAAUCCUCGGACCCAGGCGACCAUCACUCGGUGCUCCCAGCCCCUGGUGGGCGUGAGUGGCAAGCGAAAUUCGGACGAUGAGGCAUACCUCAGUUUUAUCAUGGAGGCGAACGCACAGUCGGACAAGUUGACUAUCAUGGACGCGCGGCCAAGCGCCAAUGCUAUUGCCAACAAGGCUAAGGGUGGGGGUUACGAGUCGGAGGACGCUUACAAGAACGUGGAAAUCAACUUCCUCGACAUCCACAACAUCCACGUGAUGCGGGAGAGCCUACGCAAGGUUAAGGAGGCCUGCUUUCCCACAACCGACGACUCGAAGUGGCAGACGGCUAUCGACAGCACUCUGUGGCUGAAGCACAUCCGGUGCAUCCUGGCCGGCGCCGUCAGAAUUGUGGACAAGGUGGAGACCAUGAGCACAUCCGUGGUGGUUCACUGCUCUGACGGCUGGGAUCGCACAGCACAGCUGACGGCCCUUUCGAUGCUGCUGCUCGAUCCCCACUAUCGUACUGUGCGCGGCUUCGAGGUGCUUAUCGAGAAGGAAUGGCUUUCUUUUGGACACAAGUUCCAGCAAAGGGUUGGUCACGGCGACAACAAACACUCGGAUGCAGAUAGAUCACCAGUUUUUUUGCAAUUCAUCGACAGCGUGUGGCAGGUUAGCCAGCAAUUUAACAACGCAUUUGAGUUUAAUGAGCAUUUCCUAAUAACCAUCGUGGAUCACCUGUACUCGUGCCGUUUCGGAACCUUCCUCUGUAACACUGAAGCCGAGCGUGUGACCGAAGAUCUGAAACAUAAGACCACAUCCCUGUGGACGCAUAUAAAUUCUUCGUUGGACCAGUAUUUAAAUCCCUUAUUCCCUUCGUUCACGCACGGGGCUGAGCUGGUGCUUCGCCCCAUAGCUAGCGUGCGGUCUGUCCGCCUAUGGAAGGGUUUAUACUGUCGCUGGAAUCCUGGUCUAUGCGCCCCACAGCAUGGUUGUCAGCGAACCCGCGAGCUGCUCUCCAAGCAGGAUCAGCUCUUCAAACUUGUCAAUGAGCUGCGCCUUAAGUCCAACAACCGCAGUAAUAGCAUGCAGACAACUACCAGACUGGCCUCGCCUAUGCACUAAUAGUAUUCCUUUUUUAAUUUCCCCUACAUGUAAGCAUAAGUAAUCUUAUUACGAACUAUUGCCCAAUUCCAAAUGCAACAAUGGAUUUUUAAAUUAGAAAACAAGUCGGUAACACAAUAUGUUAAUUCCCUAUUGAGUUUUAGUUUUUCAAUUACCGAACUAAUUAAAAACAAAGUUAUGUGUAA
This is a messenger RNA of Drosophila takahashii, 2115 nucleotides long. It is a transcript of the gene mtm, whose product is annotated as phosphatidylinositol-3-phosphate phosphatase. The record is from RefSeq and is a predicted model, not a curated record. Gene Ontology annotation, cellular component: cytoplasm; membrane. Gene Ontology annotation, biological process: phosphatidylinositol dephosphorylation. NCBI's taxonomy places the organism in Eukaryota, Metazoa, Arthropoda, Insecta, Diptera, Drosophilidae. Gene Ontology annotation, molecular function: phosphatidylinositol-3-phosphate phosphatase activity; phosphatidylinositol-3,5-bisphosphate 3-phosphatase activity.